Messenger RNA from Protobothrops mucrosquamatus (brown spotted pit viper), 6151 nucleotides. It is a transcript of the gene SBF1, whose product is annotated as SET binding factor 1. The coding region runs from base 1 to 5781 and encodes 1926 amino acids. The record is from RefSeq and is a predicted model, not a curated record. The transcript has 42 exons. Lineage: Eukaryota; Metazoa; Chordata; Lepidosauria; Squamata; Viperidae.
AUGGCGCGUCUCGCCGACUACUUCGUGGUGGUCGCCUUCGGCCCGGGCAAGCGCGUGGAAGUGGAAGGCAACAGACCUGAGAGUUUUAGUAGCAUGUGGACAUUUAACGUGGUGAUCAAGCUCCUGAUUUGGGAAACUGAAUCGCUCAUUAAUUGCUUUCGGGUUUCCUUUCCAGGCAGCAGAGACGGCCAGGGCCAAAUACUCCAGCGCUUUCCCGAAAAGGACUGGGAGGACAACCCUUUCCCCCAGGGGAUCGAGCUGUUUUGCCAGCCGAGCGGAUGGCAGCUUUUCAGGGAGAGAAACCCUCCCACGUUCUUCAUUGCUGUCCUGACUGACAUCAACUCGGAGCGCCAUUACUGUGCCUGCUUCACCUUUUGGGAGGCCAUUGAAAGCGUCCAGCAGCUGCAGAAUCGCUGGAGGAAGGAAGAAGUGGAGGAGCUGGAGGUGACCACCCUUGUCCAUCCCUCACAGCUCUUCGCCCCGAAGAGUUUGGUGCUUGUCUCUCGGCUGGACCACACGGAGGUUUUCCGGAACAGCCUGGGGUUGAUCUACACCAUCUACGUGGACGGACUGAGCACCUCUCUAGAGACGGUGAUUGGGAAUCUCCUGACGUGCACCAUCCCCAUUACGGGGGGCUCCCAGAGGACCAUUUCCCUGGGCGCAGGCGACAGGCAGGUGAUCCAGACGCCUAUCAGCGAUUCCCUCCCCGUCAGCAACUGCAGCGUGGCUGUCCUCUUCCGACAGCUAGGAAUCACCAACGUGUUGAUUCUCUUCUGUGCGGCCCUGACCGAGCACAAGAUCCUCUUCCUCUCCAGCAGCUACCAGAGACUGACCGACGCCUGUCGCGCCCUGCUUGCCCUCCUCUUUCCCCUGAAGUACAGCUUCACGUAUGUGCCCAUCCUGCCCGCUCAGCUGCUGGAGGUCCUCAGCACACCCACCCCCUUCGUCAUCGGAGUCAGCUCCGUCUUCCAGUCAGAGACUCAAGAGCUGCUGGACGUGGUCAUCGCGGAUCUCGACGGAGGGACAGUCACCAUCCCGGAGUGCAUCCACAUCUCUUUGAUGCCUGAGCCUCUCCUCCAUCAGACGCGCCAAGCCCUCUCGAUGGUCUUGGACCCAGAGUUGGAGAUGGCAGAUCUGGCCUUCGCACCCUCCACCAUCUCUGCUUCCUCCCUCAAGAUGCAGGAUAAGGAGAUCCGGGCAGUCUUCCUCCGCCUGUUUGCCCAGUUGCUGCAGGGCUACCGCUGGUGCCUGCACAUCAUCCGUAUUCACCCGGAGCCGGUCAUUCGCUUCCACAAGGCCGCCUUCCUGGGGCAGAGGGGGCUGGUGGAAGACGAGUUCCUCCCCAGGGUGCUGGAAGGCAUGGCCUUCGCUGGCUUUGUGACCGAGAGGGGCCCCCCCUACCGGGAGUCGGACUUGUUCGAUGAGCUUGUGGCCAGUGAAGCCAAACGGAUGCAGGCCGAUGAAGGAAACAAGGCAAAGGUCCUGCGCCACAUCAAGGAGCUGGCAGAGCAGCUGUACAAAAACGAAAACCCUUACCCAGCAGUGACGAUGCACAAGGUGCAGAAGCCCACGGAGGGCUGCCACCUGCGCCUGCACCAGAGGCCGUUCCCCCAUUUGGACGAAGGGACCAUCCAGUGGAUUGUUGACCAGGCCACGGCCAAACAGCAGACGGCGCCUCCUCUGGUGAAGGUGGAGAAGAAAGCCAUGGUGCCAUCUGGGCCACCCCUGGGGACCCUCAUGGAGCGGAACGGGAUGCUGCUGGCCAAUAGUGCCCGUCGGCUGGAGGUAGUCAGGAACUGCAUUUCCUUUGUCUUUGAAAGCAAGAUGCUGGAAGCCAAAAAGCUCCUGCCGGCUGUGCUCCGGGCCAUGAAGAGCCGGGCUGCUCGCCACUGCCUCACCCAGGAGCUGAACCUCCACGUGCAGCAGAACAGGGCCAUGCUGGACCACCAGCAGUUUGACUUCAUCGUCCGGAUGAUGAACUGCUGCUUGCAGGACUGCAGUGCCUCGGACGAGCAUGGGGUUGCUGCUGCGCUUCUGCCCUUGGUCACUGCCUUUUGCCGCAAACUCAGCCCAGGAAUCACCCAGUUUGCUUACAGCUGCGUGCAGGAGCACCUGGUGUGGACCAACCUUCAGUUUUGGGAAGCCAUGUUCUACAGUGACGUGCAGAACCACAUUCGGGCUCUUUACGUGGAGAGUAACGAGGAGGACUGUGCUGAGAAGAUGGCCGAGGAAGAGUCGGCUCUGGAUAUCGCUGCUGUGCAGUGCCGUCUUUGGCCCACCAUGAGCCGGGAGAAGCAGCAGGAGCUCAUUCAGAAGGAAGAGAGCACCGUCUUCAGCCAAGCCAUUCACUAUGCCAACCGCAUGAGCUACCUCCUGCUGCCUCUGGACACCAGCAAGAACAGGCUCCUGCGCGGCGCGGGACUGGGAGACGCAGAGAGUGUCAGCAACAGCUUAAUCACCAGCAGCAUUGCUGGCAGCGUGGCAGACAGCUACGACACCGAAAGCGGCUUUGAGGACGCCGAAAGCUCCGACGUGGCCAACUAUGUGGUACGGUUCAUCAACCGCUUUGUGGACAAAGUCUGCACAGAGAGCGGCGUCACCAACGAGCACCUCAAGGGGCUGCAUGUCAUGAUCCCAGACAUUGUCCAGAUGCACAUCGAGACCCUGGACGCCGUGCACCGAGAGAGCAAGAGGCUCCCUCCAAUACAGAAACCCAAACUCCUCCAGCCAAAUCUGCUGAUGGGAGAGGAGAGCGUGAUGGACGGUCUGCGUGUUUACCUGGUGCCCGAUGGCAGGGAAGAAGGCGCUGGAGGCAGCCUCGGGGGGCCUCCUCUGCUUCCGGCUGAAGGAGCUGUCUUCCUUACCACCUACCGCAUCAUCUUCAAGGGCACACCCACCGACCCGCUAGUGGGAGAGCAGGUGGUGGUCCGCUCCUUCCCCAUCGCCUCUCUGACCAAAGAGGAGAAGAUUACAGUCCAGACUCCCUUGGAUCAGUUCAUCCAGGAGGGCUGUGCUCAGCUCCAGCUGCGCUCCUGUACAUUCCAGGUGCUCCGCAUUGUCUUUGACGAGGAAGUGGCCUCCGAGAGCGCAGAGACCUUCCGGAAGCAUCUCAGCAAGUUGCGCUACCCCCAGCACGUCUCCAAUACCUUUGCCUUCACGGUGGGACAGACCAGCAAGCCCAUCCUGCCUCCCAAGGCCAAGGACAAGAACCCCUCGCUCAGGACCAUCUCCAAGAACCUGGUAAAAAAUGCCAAGAAGACCAUUGGCCGCCAGUAUGCCACCCGCAAGAAGUACAACCCGCCUCCCUGGGAGCAGCGGGGCAGCCAGCAGCCGUUCCCCGAGGACAACGAGGAUGAGAUCUCUGUGUCCGAAGAAGUGGAGAGGAGCACCUUGACCCUCUCGGCCACCGUCAGGCCCUCCGACAGGAUGACCAUGAGCCACCUGGUGGAGCGAGCCUGCUGCCGGGACUACCAGCGCCUGGGCCUGGGCACCCUGAGCAACAGCCUGACCCGCUCCAAGAACGAGCCUUUCCGCAUCUCCACCGUCAACCGGAUGUAUGCCAUCUGCAGGAGUUACCCAGGAUUGCUGAUCAUCCCGCAGAGCAUCCAGGACAACACGGUUCAGCGGAUCUCGCGCUGCUACCGGCAGAACCGCUUCCCGGUGGUCUGCUGGCGGAACUCGCGCACCAAAGCCCUGCUGCUGCGGUCGGGGGGCUUGCACGGGAAGGGCGUUGUGGGUCUCUUCAAGUCCCAGAAUGCUCCCGCCACAGGCCCCUCCCAGGCAGACUCGACCAGUCUGGAGCAAGAGAAGUACCUGCAAGCCAUCAUCCACUCCAUGCCCCAUUAUGCGGACACCGGUGGGCGCAACACGCUCAGUGGCGGCUUCAGCUCUGCCCACGUGAGCCACUCAGAUUCUUCUGAGAAGCGUCAGCCCAAGCUGGGAUCCCUUAUGAAGCAGGUGAUGGGAGGGAGAGACGAAGGGUCCAGCACGGGGAGCCGUGGAGGCAAGUGGGGCAGCAUCCGAGCCGGGGGCCGCUUAAGCAGCUACGCCCUCAAUGUGGAGGUCGGGUCCCGACUGGCUGGGAAAGAAUUUGGCGCACAGCCCAACGGGUCCCCCUCGGAAGCCGGUUUCCUGCGCCAGCUCUACAUAAUCGGAGACAAGUCCCAGUUGCGGGGAAUCAAGGCGGACCCCUUGCAGCACUGGGAGAUGGUGCCCAUCGAGGUGUUUGACGCGCGGCAAGUCAAGAGCAGCUUCAAGAAGCUGAUGAAGGCCUGCGUCCCUGGCAGCCCCUCCCCAGAGGCCGGCCUGGCCUACCUGCGCUCCCUGGAGGAGUCGGAGUGGCUGGUGCAGAUCCAUAAAAUCCUGCAGAUCUCGGUGCUUGUGGUCGAACUGCUGGACACGGGCUCCUCGGUCUUGGUCAGCCUGGAGGACGGCUGGGACAUCACCACUCAGGUGGUCUCCCUUGUGCAGCUGCUCUCGGACCCCUAUUACCGCACCAUGGAGGGCUUCCGGCUCCUGGUGGAGAAGGAAUGGCUCUCCUUUGGGCACCGUUUUGCCCAUCGCGGGGCACAGACCCUGGCCAGCCAGAGCAACGGCUUUACACCUGUCUUCCUGCAGUUUCUGGAUUGCGUCCAUCAGAUCCACGCACAGUUCCCCAUGGAGUUUGAGUUCAGCCAGUACUACUUGAAGUUUCUCAGCUACCACUCUGUGUCCAACCGCUUCCGCACCUUCCUCCUGGAUUCUGACUACGAGCGACUGGAGCUGGGUCUCCUGUAUGAAGAGAAAGGGGAGCGGAAGGGCCCCCAGUCCUACCGGUCCAUUUGGGACUACGUGGACCGGCUGAACAAGAGGACCCCCGUCUUCUUCAAUUACAUGUAUGCCCCUGAGGAUGGGGAGGUCCUGCGUCCGUACAGCAAUAUUUCCAGCCUCAAGGUGUGGGACUACUACACCCACGAGGCUCUCUCGGAGGGGCCGUCCUAUGACUGGGAGCUGGUGCAGGAUCAGGGGGAGCUCAGUGAGGAGGCUGGCCAGCAGGACACCGGCACCCCCCAAAGCCGUCGCAAGAUCGUUUGGCCCUGUUACGACAGCUGCCGCCGAGUCGAGCCAGACGCCAUCUCUCGGCUGUUGGAGGAGGUGCAGAAUCUGGAGAUGGAGCUGGGCCAGGUCCCAGAACGCUGGAAGGAGACCUGGGACAAAGUGAAGGCUUCCCAACAGUCGGAGGGCUCAGCGCUGGACAGUAAAGUAAGGACGCCCAGUUCUCUACUGAUGGCAUCGAGUCUGUCGCAUCAGCGGCGUUCGCUCGGCGUCUACCUGCAGGAGGUGGGCAGCGGCAGCUCCACCUUAAACCUCAGCCUGGACAGUGAAACCAGCAGCUCCUCCACCCCCUCGAGUGGGAAGCAAGGGGGCCGUAAGAGCACCGGCACGCUUUACAGUCAGUUCCAGACGGCAGAGAGCGAGAAUCGUUCCUACGAGGGCUCCCUCUACAAGAAAGGAGCCUUCAUGAAACCCUGGAAGCUGCGCUGGUUUGUGCUGGAUAAAACCAAGCAUCAGCUGCGAUACUAUGACAGCAAUUUGGACACAGAGUGCAAAGGGAUGAUUGACCUGGCUGAGGUGGAGGCCAUCACUCCAGGCACCCCCACUAUGGGAGCCCCCAAGAUGGUGGAUGAAAAAGCUUUCUUUGAUGUCAAGACAAUAAAGCGGGUUUACAAUUUCUGCGCCCAGGAUGUGCAGCUGGCCCAGCAGUGGAUUGAUCGCAUCCAGAGCUGCUUGUCUGAUGCCUGAGGUGCCGUCUGGGCCUCAGUGCCACGCUUGGCCUGGCACAGCACCGCACAGGACGGAAGGAGGUGGGGUGUGUUGCCCAGGAGGGAGACCCCAGCCUGGCUUGGGCACGUGCAGUUUGCGGGGAAGGGCAUGGCUGGCCUCUCCCGUCUUGCAAAGAGGCGAGUCCGUCACGCGUCCGGCCUGGCGGAUCCUCAGGAGGAACUUGCUCAUCCUCCAUCCUUGCCUGGAGGUUGGCAGAGCCAUCGGACUUCCAUGCCCCGGCUGCCUCCGGAGCAAGUCUGGCCGGCCGAGGAAAUGGGCUCUGCUCUGUCGGGGAAGCUGGCCGAGGGUCUGGCUGCGGGCAGAGGUGGAAACAGAUUGAUGCAAAGCA